CGAACGUAUACAUACGAGGAGAUUGGGAAGCAUGGGUCAUGUGACGAUCUGUGGAUGAUUCUACAUGGGAAGGUGUACGAUAUAACGUCUGUUGUUGAUUCCCAUCCAGGAGGCGCAGAGGUGCUAUUCGAUGCUGUUGGCACAGAUGCCUCCGUUGCUUUUGACGAGGUUGGGCAUAGCCAGGACUCGCUGGACAUGCUGAGGCCUCUUCUGGUUGGU
Molecule: messenger RNA, 219 nt
Organism: Williopsis jadinii
Lineage: Eukaryota; Fungi; Ascomycota; Saccharomycetes; Phaffomycetales; Wickerhamomycetaceae
Product: cytochrome b5
Exons: 1
Biological process (GO): sterol biosynthetic process
Cellular component (GO): endoplasmic reticulum membrane; intracellular membrane-bounded organelle
Molecular function (GO): heme binding
Source: RefSeq, a predicted model, not a curated record